This is a messenger RNA of Dufourea novaeangliae, 933 nucleotides long. RefSeq names its product transmembrane protein 64. NCBI's taxonomy places the organism in Eukaryota, Metazoa, Arthropoda, Insecta, Hymenoptera, Halictidae. Bases 43 to 900 code for a protein of 285 amino acids. The transcript is spliced from 3 exons. The record is from RefSeq and is a predicted model, not a curated record.
UGAUUGUUUCCAUAUACAUAAUGAGGAACGAAUGCAGUGGUCAUGGAUAUAAUUAAUAUAGAGGAUGUGGAAGCUGGUGUUCGUUCAUCAAAGAAUUCUACAUCAAUACAAUACAAUUGUAUAAACUCAAAUUCAAUAUGUUACAUUUUUGUGACUAUUGCUACAUUAGCUUUAUUGGGUGCAAUAGUCUUCAUCUGCAGAGACUACAUCAAAGUGCUACUUUAUUGGAUUGAACAUCAGAAUAUGUGGAUUGUUACCAUAAUAUUUAUUGCUCUGUUCACUGUGGUUUCAUUUCCUAUUAUAAUUGGUUAUUUAUUCCUUAUCAUUGCUAGUGGCUACCUCUUUGGUAUUAUAAGAGGCAUCAUGAUGGUAGUAUUGUCUGCUAAUUUAGGAAUAGCCAUAGCACAUGUUACUCUUAGUGUAUUGUCAUCAAAAUUGCCAAUUGGGGCACUUUUGCAAAAUGACACUGCAAGAGCAAUACUUAGAGUUAUAUCUGGACCACAGACUUUCAAAGUCGUGUUAUUUGCGAGAUUAACUCCUAUCCCUUUUGGUCUGCAAAACACUAUUUUUGCAGUAAGUAACAUGGGUGGCAUUCAGUACCAUAUAGCUAGUGCAUUGGGUUUACUACCUGCCCAAAUUAUUAAUAUUUAUUUGGGUAGUAGUCUACGAUCCAUGCAAGAUGUUCUUGAGGAUAGAUCAACAGCAGCAACUGGUUAUAUUGUUUUCUGUUUUCAGAUACUAAUCGGUAUUUCAUUAAUGGUGUAUGUUGUGCAGAAGGCACGAAGAGAACUUCAGUUGGCAUUAUUGGAAGCAGAUCUAGCCUCAAUGGCUGAGUCCUCCCAUUAUCUUCUGGAUACAUUACCAGACUCUAAAAUAGCCUUGACGAAUCUAAUUGCCUAAGAUUUGUAUAAAAGUUUUACUUCUUCAGUGGGU